AUGCAGAGACUAAAACAGGCCAACUUACAGUUGCAACCCGACAAAUGCCAGUUCCUUAGGCACGAGGUAGCCUAUUUGGGGCAUAUUAUCGGAAGCAACGGAGUGAGGCCAGAUCCUGAUAAAGUUAACGCGGUUAAACAUUUUCCGAUUCCUAAAAACUACAGAAAUAUAAAACAAUUUUUGGGCCUAGCCGGAUACUAUCGUAGGUUUAUAAGGGAUUUCUCCAAAAUCGCAAAACCCUUGACUGACCUAUUAAAGAAAGACAAACCGUUUAUUUGGACCACCUUACAAGAAAACUCCUUUAACACACUGCGAAACGAACUUUGCAAGGAACCCAUCUUACAGUACCCAAAUUUUGAUGAACCUUUUCUAUUGACUACCGAUGCUAGCGGUUACGCCAUAGGAGGUGUAUUGAGUCAAGGCGAGAUUGGGAAAGAACCUAUAACUUACACUUCCAGAACACUAAACGACGCUGAAGAAAGGUACUCGACAAUCGAGAAGGAGUGCUUGGCCGUCGUAUACUGCGUCACGUAUUUCCGCCAUUACCUAUACGGCAAACGCUUUACCAUCUUAACGGACCACAAACCGUUGGUUUGGCUCCAUUCAGUAAAGGACCCCAGCUCAAGGCUUUGGAAAUGGAGGUUAAAAUUAUCUGAAUACGAUUAUGAAAUCAAUUACAAAACGGGAAAAACCAACCUAGUAGCAGAUGCUCUUUCGAGAAACCCACCUGCUUCUGAUGCUUUUCUGCUUCCUUUAACAACUGUGAACGAAAGCUCUAAUGAAUCCCUUUUUUCAUACCAAACAGCUACCCAACAGUCCAGACCUCCUAUUAGUUUCUCAUCCAAUAAUAACACACUUAUAAAUCUUCAGCAACAAAUAAUAAUUAGAGAUUUGACGGAAGACGCCUUAUUAAUUCCACCCGCAAUAACUAGUAAUGAACAACGGUUCUUAUUCCCUGACACAAUAAAUUCAGACAGAGAAGUAAAUGAUCCAACAAUAGAGUCUGACGAAGACGAAUCAACAAACACGAACGAAGAGUCCGGAAGCGAAAUAGACGACGCCGAAUCGGCAUCUCCCCGACUCAAAUCAUCGGACGAUGAAAACCCCUUUAAAAUUAACGAAACACGCGACACUUUACUCACUAGGAAAGAUCAUCACGUUAUAUUCACCACUCUUAACGGAGCUCCUUUUGAUAAGGGAGCUAAAGAUUAUCAAAAAGAAAACAAACUUCCAAAUUAUGAGGAACUUACAUUUACUAGAGCACGUAUUACUAAUUUAAAUAACGGAAGAUUCCUAAUGAACAUUCCAAUAAAACAAGACGAUAGGAUCCCUAUUGAACAAAAUGAUAUCUUAAAUUGCAUCCGGUCAUUACGUGACGCCAUAACAGAAUUAAAUCUAAAAUCUGUUAGUAUUGCACAGAACGACUUGUACGACUCAAUUCCCUGGAUUUUUAUGUACAAGAACCUCAAAAGAUUCUUAUCAGAUUUGCCUUUAACCAUAACAGUUUGCAAAUCUUUAAUACGCUGUCCCGACCUGCAUGAAAGACAAAAUAUUAUUCAUGAAAAACAUGCGUCCAAAAUUGGAGGACACAAAGGAAUAACGAAAACUUAUAAUAGAAUUAGACAAAAUUAUUAUUGGUCAACCAUGAAAAAGGACAUACAAGAAUAUAUUAAAAACUGUAGAAACUGUCAAAUUAAAAAACUAACUAGGGUAAAAACUAGGCAACCAAUGCUAAUAACAGAUACUCCUGGAGCCGCAUUCGAUAAAAUAUCCAUGAAUGUAGUAGGACCAUUGCCAAUCACUAGUCGAAACAACUCCUAUAUACUUACCAUCCAAGACCUUUUAAACAAAUCGGGACAGCGUAUUAAAGAUUUGCAAACUGUUAUGGUUAAAGGCAAAUCUGAUAAGAAUCUUUUGAGCGCUGCAAACGCGCCUUGA
This is a messenger RNA of Formica exsecta, 1938 nucleotides long. RefSeq lists its product as uncharacterized. Lineage: Eukaryota; Metazoa; Arthropoda; Insecta; Hymenoptera; Formicidae. The record is from RefSeq and is a predicted model, not a curated record.